UGAGUUCAUCCGCAAUGGUUAUUUGUUGGUCAGCCAAGAAACAGGAUCCUGAAGCGACUAUUGCCCCUUUCAAUUCCCCUCCCCUACCUGAGGCCGUGAAAAGCCUGGGGUAGCCGGUACACCCGAAAUUCCCAAACCCGUCGCCGCACGGAAAUGGAAAUCGAGAGGCCGCCGCAGCCGCCGCCUGUCGCCGCUGCUGUGGCUGCGGCGGCAGCCAUUUCCACGGUGCUCGGUGACGACGACCUCCUGCGCGAGAUCCUCGUACGUCUCGGCCUACCCACCAGCCUCCUCCGUGCCGCUCUCGUCUGCCGACGCUGGCUCCGCCACGCCUCCGACCCGGCCUUCCUCCGCCGAUUCCGUGACCUCCACCCGCCCCGUCUCCUCGGCGCCUACCUCUCCACAUCGGCCGGCCCCGCCCCGCGCCUGCGGUUCCUCCCGAUCCGUCCGGUCCCGGAGCUCGCCGCCGCCGCCCGCCGCGCCGGCUCCUUCUUCGACGCCUUCAAGGGAUCCUCCGCCGCCGUCUACGACAGCCGCGGUGGCUGCCUCCUCGUCACCACCUUCGACGACCGCCACGACUCCACGCACCAGGUCUGCCGCCCGCUGUCCCCGGGAGGGGACACCACCGUGGUUCCGCCACCCCCGCCGCCGCCGCCGAUCCAGCUCAACAACGACGAGGAAUGCCUCAUCUACCACUACGGUGAGUUCCUUCGCGACGACGGCGACGGCCGCUCCUACUUCUGCGUGGUGAUGGGGUUUAGCGAGCUGCAGACCACCGUGUACUUAUACGAGUUGCACGACAUCAACUGGGUUGUCAAAGCCUCGGCAGCCGCGCAGCUCGCUUUAUUGCCACCCAAAUCAAGGGUUAUGCUCUUCGAUAGCGCCAACUUCUACAUGUUGUCCACAACCAACAGGAUCCUUGUGUGUGAUUUUCCAUCCUCAAGUAUCUCAGUCAUGGAGCUCCCCAAUGGGGUGGAGAACAAGCCCGGUGGUUGUAUCAUGCUUUCCAGGGGAGGUAGAUCUGGAAUCUUUCUGAUCUAUGUUAAAGAGUUUCAGCUUCACAUCUUCCACCACAGGAUGGGUGCCAAUGACCCAGGCAACUGGUCCCUAGUGGAUUCUGUUUCUUUGCGUCAGGUGUGCUCUAAUCUGGAUAUGGCAAGCUGGCAAUUUAUGGAUGGACCUAGUGUUGGUGUUAAAUUAUGCGCUGUUGGGGACAACGCGGAGUUUGUGCUCUUGGAGAUAUUUGGUACUAUUGUAUUCUUGGAUAUUAUAAGCAGGCAAGCCGAGAAGGUUUAUGAGCUGACACCAGAGGAUAAAGAGUUGGUCAGUGUCCGUCCCCUGAUGUUGAUAUGGCCUCCUGUUUUCCCUCAGUUGAAGGAUGCAUAUUAUGAACAAAAGGAGUGAUGCGAGGCAAAGAAAUAGAAUGAUCAGGUGAAGGUCAGAGGCAUGAGACUAGUUAAAUUUCUCUUUUUUUUUGUUUUUCUGCUUUUUUUGCAUUACAAUGCAAACGUUUAUUUUGGUGCUAUGUACAACUUUAUCAUGUAAUAUUUUGACACACAUGAUUAUUCUUGGUUUGCACGGCCCCCCAUAUGUUCAAAUCCUGGCUCCGUCCCUGUCUCCUGGAGAGCACACAAGUUUUGUAACCAAUCACCUUCAGCAAGUUAAUCUUCUCUUGCCUAGCUAUGUCUCGUCCAAAUCCCUUGUUCUUCUUCUUGAUCCCCUCUAGGUUGUUAACAAAAUGCAUCAGCUGACUUGAUUGAAUAGAUCAAUUUGACUUGAUUGAGAUUGACAGAUACCCAGAUGGAAUGGCAGUUUGUCCAACAUUUUAGACCAGAUAUGAUUAGCACUGUUUUUCAUUAUUGUUUUUGGGUUUCGGUUGAUGUAAAAGUCAAGAAUAUUAGAAUAUUAGAUCACUUACUAAGAUCAGCAAUUGUUUCAUUCA
Sorghum bicolor (sorghum) is the source of this 1939-nucleotide messenger RNA. RefSeq lists its product as uncharacterized. Gene Ontology annotation, molecular function: protein binding. The record is from RefSeq and is a predicted model, not a curated record. The transcript is spliced from 2 exons. NCBI's taxonomy places the organism in Eukaryota, Viridiplantae, Streptophyta, Magnoliopsida, Poales, Poaceae. Bases 154 to 1401 code for a protein of 415 amino acids.